GACUUUGAUUUCUUCUUCUUCUUCUUUCUUCUCUUCCUACUUUUGAUUUUGAUUGAUUCCAGUAUUGGAAACUUAUCUUGAAUCAAUGAUCCGCUAAAUAUGCCCAAAUUCAAAAUCUGUGGCUUUACGUUGCGCUCCUCCGUUCUUUCUCGCUUCAUCCUCAUGUCCGAUCUUUUCGAAGAUUGAAGAUUGAAAGAUUGAAAGAUUGAAGAUUGAAAGAAAGAAAGAUACAACAGGAUGGAGAUCAAGGGGAGAUUUCUGCCGCAAUUUAAAGUCCGGCAACCUCCUCUGAUCACCACUUGGCUACUGCCUAAUAAACGCUUCAGACGCCGCCCUCUUCUCGUUCUUAACAUGUUCAGGGAGGUGACUCCCGGAUCGACCUAUAGGUGGAAAAGUCUUGAGGUCCAUUCUGAUAACAACCAAAAUAUUCGAAUGCCAGCAGUUUCCAAACAGGAUAGCUCAAAGCCAAUCGAACUGUCGUUCAACCGACUACAGCUCACUGAUCAGGAAUGUUAUGGAUUGCAGAAGCGAAGUUUUGGCAGAUUCGUGGCGCGUGAAGCUGUUCUUGACGAAGAAUAUUGGACAGCAGCAUGGCUACGAGCUGAAGCACACUGGGAAUCAAUGUCAUAUAUCAGGCACAUGGACAAUUUUAAAAGGAAGUAUGCAGAACAGGAAUUCUAUGCUUUGAAGCGACGUUGUAGCGGACAAGAUGGAAAUUCACUUAGGUGCUUCUGCUUUGUUGCGGUUAAAAAGGAGGACAAAAAUAUCCGAAGGACUGUUCUAAACAGUGUUGUGGGAACUCUGGACCUCAGCGUCCGUCAACUUUUGCAAGGAGAAAGAUAUCCAGGGGAGGUGAAAAGGGUAUCUGCUAUCUUGGCUAGCCAAGUGCAUUACGGAACACACCAAUAUGCUUACAUUGCUAAUGUCUGUGUUUCUAAGUUUGCUCGACGUCAGGGAAUAGCUUCAAAUAUGCUACAGUUUGCAACAGAUGUUGCUAAUUUGGCAGGUAUGAGGAAACUAUUUGUACAUGUAAAUGUGGAGAAUGAGGCUGCUCAAGAAUUGUAUAAAAAAACUGGUUUUAAGGUUGUAGAAGCAGCUUCAUCUACUCUGUCAAAGGAUCAAAGGCUGCUAAUGGCGAUGGAAUUAUGAGUUGGAAAUAAUGUACAUGCAUAACCAAUGUUUUGAAAGUUCUUCAUGUUUGAUAAGAGAUGAAAAUUUGGAGACACCAACAAUGUAUAUAAAACAUGUAAGUAUUAAGGUGGUGGGGGAGUUUUAUCUA
This is a messenger RNA of Impatiens glandulifera, 1279 nucleotides long. RefSeq lists its product as uncharacterized. The record is from RefSeq and is a predicted model, not a curated record. NCBI's taxonomy places the organism in Eukaryota, Viridiplantae, Streptophyta, Magnoliopsida, Ericales, Balsaminaceae. The transcript has 9 exons. Bases 238 to 1149 code for a protein of 303 amino acids. Gene Ontology annotation, molecular function: acyltransferase activity, transferring groups other than amino-acyl groups.